AUGGGUAAUGAUAUCAGCAGACCGAUUGUUCUCAAAGACCACGAUCCAAAUGUUCCACCUUCGUUGCAAUUCUCCAGGCACCGGAAAAUGGUGAUAGCGUCGGUGUUCAGUCAGACAAGGAAGUAUCUAUGCUUCUCAACCCUUCAUUCCUACGAAAAGUUCAAGAGUGCGGGCCGCAAAGUGGGGACGCAACAAAACCUGGACGAUGAUGGCUUAGGGGUUCCGGUGUUCGAGUUCGAGGAUCCGUAUGCCAUUUCCAGGAUGAUGAAGCAGGACGGCGUCAGGUUCCGGAUCUACAAAUUUGUACUACAAUCCCCGUUGGACCCUAUCCCGCACCCCAACUCCACCGUAGUCUGUCAGGACAAACAGAAAGUGAUCUAUAAGAUACCAUUUUGCGAGGUGUGCCGGCAUUAUUCUGGGUUCCGGCUGAGCUACAGCUACACGUUCUUCACGCCGGAGGGCCUUGUAGAGGUAUUGGCCAAAAAACACAAGGGCGUGCUGGACCUGGAUACCAGGCUCGGCGAGUGGAACGUUACCUGGCGCCAUGCGGGCUGCGGAAACUACGACUUGGUGGUGCUUCCCUCAUCAGCUCCAUCGCUGCUAGACGACAAAGAAAUUCGGAAAAACAAGGCUCGGGCUGGAGGUGGCUCGGACGCUCAUCACAAGGGGGCCGUGGUUUGGGCCAAGUACUGGGGCUACCGGGAGGCCUUUCUCCCUCACUUUACGAGGAAACUCGCUACGCUGGACGUGGGAGAAGUACCUUUCGAGACCGACGCUGCCGAAUACGGCCUUCGCAGCAUUCCCUGGUAUUCCCAGGUCAUCGCGUGCAUGGCCAUGGUACAAUGCCAAGUCCAACAGGAGCGCAGUCGCAGGAGAAACAGGAACAGCUCCACCGUCAACUGA
Lachancea dasiensis is the source of this 903-nucleotide messenger RNA. Lineage: Eukaryota; Fungi; Ascomycota; Saccharomycetes; Saccharomycetales; Saccharomycetaceae. The record is from the annotation of a GenBank genome assembly.